Mangifera indica (mango) is the source of this 2293-nucleotide messenger RNA. Its product is annotated as protein LAZ1 homolog 1-like. Gene Ontology annotation, molecular function: transporter activity. The record is from RefSeq and is a predicted model, not a curated record. Gene Ontology annotation, biological process: transport. Lineage: Eukaryota; Viridiplantae; Streptophyta; Magnoliopsida; Sapindales; Anacardiaceae. The coding region runs from base 488 to 1942 and encodes 484 amino acids. The transcript is spliced from 9 exons.
UUGUACGUUCUAUUUGCCAACUUCCCAAGCAAAAAACUCUGUACUUUCUUCGUUUUCUUUCAAACGAAGAAAGUUUUCUUUCUCAUUUUGCCGGAAAAUCUCGCUUCCUAAUUUCCUGGGAAAUUUUCAAUUACAGUUACGUGCCUAAACAAUGCCUGUGUCUCUAGUAGCAAGCUGUAACUCUUUUCUUCAAAGAACCUUCAUGGGUAUAUGCAGUUCACAAUAGUUUGAAGAUACUAUUGCACCGCGGAAGAAGGCCAAGAUAUAUAUUUUUUUAUUAUUUCGAGAUAUUGUAAUUUGGGGGGAGUUGUCCUCUUGACAUCGAUUGGAAGGAAGAAACAAAACUGAGAAUCAGAGAAAAGAUAAGUUGUGUAAGCAUUCGGGAGGAAAAUCCCCAAUUUUUUUUUGUGCCAUGAAGUCUUCAAUGAAGUAGUUAUUAGCCUUGAUCAAGCACAUCGUAAUAUUGACAAAAUUUUGGAUCUUCUCGAUGGGAUGGAGAGGUGUUUUAUAUUCCUUACUUUUUCUUCUUCCUGUGGUUGAGUCAUCGUAUAGAUCAUGGAGAAUGUGGUUGCCAACCAUGGUUGCCGAGUCAGAGUCAGCUGUAGCCGUCAAAUGGCCAAUUUUCAGUGCAAGCAUAUUUGUUCUUGUUGCUCUUGUUCUCUCCAUGUAUCUUAUCUUUGAACAUUUAGCUGCUUACAAUCAGCCCGAGGAGCAGAAGUUCUUGAUUGGACUCAUUCUGAUGGUUCCUGUGUAUGCUCUUGAAUCGUUUUUGUCACUAUUGGAUUCAAAUGCUGCAUUCAACUAUGAAGUAAUUCGAGACUGUUAUGAAGCAUUUGCGUUGUACUGUUUUGAGAGAUACUUGAUUGCCUGCUUAGGUGGGGAGGAAAGUACAAUUGAGUUCAUGGAAAAGCAGACUAUAAUCACUUCCAGCAGCCCUCUUUUGGAAGAUUCAUAUGCAUAUGGAGUUGUAGCACAUCCUUGUCCAUUAAAUUGCUUUUUAAAGGACUGGUCUCUUGGUCCUGAGUUCUAUCAUGCUGUAAAAAUUGGCAUCGUUCAAUAUAUGAUACUGAAAAUGAUCUGUGCAGUACUAGCCAUGAUUCUUCAAACUUUUGGGGUCUAUGGAGAAGGGAAAUUUGAGUGGAGAUAUGGCUACCCGUACUUGGCGGUUGUUCUUAAUUUCAGUCAGACAUGGGCCUUGUAUUGUCUUAUACAGUUCUAUUCUGUUACUAAAGACAAGUUGGAACCAAUUAAACCAUUGGCCAAGUUUGUGACUUUCAAAUCUAUUAUAUUCCUGAGUUGGUGGCAAGGUGUUGCCAUUGCGUUUCUUUUUUCAAAUGGAGCUUUUAAAGGGUCUUUGGCUCAAGAAUUGAAAACACGAAUACAAGACUAUAUCAUCUGCAUUGAGAUGGGUAUUGCAGCUGUAGUGCAUCUUUAUGUCUUUCCAGCAGUACCUUACAAGCGUGGAGAAAGAUGUGUCCGUAAUGUAGCUGUUAUGACCGACUAUGCAUCUUUAGGAGCACCUCCAGAUCCUGAGGAAGUUCAAGACUGUGAAAGAUCUACAAGAAUGCGCAUUGCUCGACAUGAUGAGAAAGAAAAGCGCUUGAAUUUUCCACAGAGUGUUCGUGACGUUGUCCUUGGUAGUGGUGAAAUUAUUGUUGAUGACAUGAUGUACACUGUUUCACAUGUUGUUGAACCAGUUGAAAGGGGAAUGGCAAAAAUUAAUAAAACGUUCCAUGAGAUAUCUGAGAAUGUGAAACGCCAUGAAGAACGAAGGAGACGCUCGAAGGAUGACAGUUAUCUUAUCCCCUUGAAUUCAUGGACGAGAGAAUUUUCUGAAGUUCAGGAUAAAGCUCUUGAAGGGAGUUGUAGUGACAGUGGUAUGUGUAGUGGAAAGAAACCGCAUUAUCGAUCGAAAGCAUCAAGAACUAGAACAGGCAGCUGAUGCAUAAACCUUUCCAUCAUUUUUUUUUUCUGCAAGUUAAAUUCAGAAGGCGCUGCUAAUCUUAAUGCCAUUUUUUAAACAAGGCCUUACACAUUGGAAUAUAGGCAGAAAAUCUGAUUUCUUAAUAAUUUCUUUCCUUAUCUCUUCUUUUGCCUUGACUCUUUUUUAAGAUGGAAUCACUAUGUUGAAGAACCUGGGGAAACAAAGUUUGCUGCUUUCUAACCAGGAAAAUGUAUAGCGAAAACUCAGUCAUUCAGCCAUAUAUGGAAUUUGAUAUACUUUGCUGCAAAAAGAGGUACUGUACAGAAGUUUAAAUUUUGAAAAUAGAUUAAGUCAUUGGACUUAUUUUCA